AUAUCGGGUUUAGUGGCGCGCUUGCCGGGAACCUGACUCAGUCUGCGAUUGUCCGCGACACGGUUUAACCGUGACGUUGCUAUCAAUCAACAUUUUUCUUGUCCUCUAUCCUCUCCUAUCAAUCCUUUCCUCUCCUAAAUACCCCUCAAGGAGUUAAUCUGCAUCCCAGUAUUACUCAGGAUAAAAAGCACUUCUCAGGAAAUAAGAAUUAUCCUUCAUCGAAAUCAUUAAAUUCACGAGUGUUUUUCGCGCAUUCUGUCGACGGACCACUCAGGCACUCACGUGAGGAAACAUUGCUCCCAAUCCGCAACAUCGAUUCCCGUCUUCGACCUGACAGCUUUAAAGGGCGAAUGUUUUGGACGCGUAUCCCGGGAGGGUUAACAAUUAUUUUCGAAGCAACAGUUAGAAUUUGGAACGAACUGGAACGAGACAAGAUAAAUUGGAUGAAAAGGGGAGAUAGCCGGUGAUGGACAAUGAGCAACCCCACCAAGAAUUGGUCAAGUGCGUUGUUGUGGGGGACACUGCUGUUGGAAAAACCAGACUAAUUUGUGCCCGAGCUUGUAACAAACAUGUUUCAUUAUCGCAGUUACUUACCACCCACGUACCUACAGUAUGGGCCAUUGAUCAGUAUCGAAUUUACAAAGAUGUACUAGAGCGAUCAUGGGAAGUUGUAGACAAUGUCAACGUUUCAUUGCGUCUUUGGGACACGUUUGGCGAUCACGAAAAAGAUCGUCAAUUCGCAUAUGGAAGGUCUGACGUUGUACUGCUUUGUUUUUCAAUAACAAAUCCCGUAUCUUUGCGAAAUUGCAAAGUUAUGUGGUAUCCCGAGAUUCGACGAUUUUGUCCCCAAACUCCAAUACUACUUGUGGGAUGUAAAAAUGAUCUGCGAUAUAUGUACUGUGAUGAGACUUAUCUGAGUUAUUUUCGUGAUCGCAGUCCUUUUGUGAGGGCGACGCGCAAAAGCGAUUUGGUAAUGCCAGAUGAGGCACGAGCCAUGGCCAGAGAUCUCGGUGUGUCUUAUUACGAGACGAGUGUUUUCACUUAUUAUGGAGUUAAUGAGGUUUUCGAAAAUUCUAUAAGGGCAGCCUUAAUAGCCAGACGUCAGCAACGAUUUUGGAUAACAAAUCUCAAAAAAGUACAAAGGCCUUUUUUGCAGGCACCCUUCUGUCCACCGAAACCUCUUCCACCGGAAGUGUGCCUCACACCUAGCACGUAUGAAGAAAACAUGAAAACAUUGUGGACCAAACCAGUUCACACUGAUGUUAUACUCAUCACCGGAAGUUGUUCUCUACAUGCUCAUCGUUGUCUAUUAGCAGCAGCUUCACCUGCUUUUCAUCGUCUUUUUGCCAUGGAACUUAUUCAAGAAUACACUCCCCGUAGUUCCAGUGAAUCUAGUAUGGUUAGCACUUUUGGCGAAGCCACACUUGGGGAUUUUAAUGAUGAUACUGAAUGUUUGAUUCGUAUUGAUCAAAAUAAGCCAACAAAAGUUUGGGAACAAAUUAAAAGACGUUCCAGCUUCCAAGUACUGCCAACAGUGGAUACAAAACCCACUGGUGCUUCAAGAGAACUGAAUCAUCCGGCCUUCCAAAGUAUUAGAUUAGCUAUGAUCGAAAAUUCAUAUGGAGUACAGCAACAAUCAACAAUCAUAACACUUUCAAAACUCGUAACUCCUCACUGCAUGAAGCAAUGUUUACAGUUUAUAUACACUGGCAGCUUAGACAAAAUAUAUCACGACUUACAAACAGCUCCUUUUGGGCUCCUACUGGAAAUAAGACAAGCGGCUGAAUUUCUUGAGUUGCAUCAAUUGCUGAUGGUGAUUAACAGUAUUCAAACAAGAGAACAACAAUUUAUCACAAAUGAUCUUAAUAACCAGUACAAGCAAGUUGUGAGACAAAGAUUGGAAAAUUUGUGUUUGGAACAAGGACUAUUUGCUGAUGUUGUUUUUGAUUUGGAUGAUGGUAGUAUGUCCGCCCAUCGAGCAAUUCUUGCUGCUCGCUGUGAUAUGAUGAAAGCUAUGUUUCGUGGUGAUUUUCGAGAAAGCAGUGCAAAAAUUAUUGUAUUUCCCGGUGUUAGAGAAUAUACCUUCCAUAAAUUAUUGUGCUAUCUUUAUACUGAUGAGGUGCCUCCUAUAAUCGCAACAAAGUGUUUAAAUCUUUUAGAAUUGGCAAAUAGACUUUGUUUACCGCGUCUCGUAAAUCUCGUGGAAAAUCGCGUGAUUGAAGAUUUGGAUCGCAUCUCACAAAACGAUGGAAAUGAAGCAGUGGAAAUUUGUUUGAGAUUACUGGAGCCAUGCAAGCUGCACAAUGCUGAUCAACUCGCUGAUUGGUGCAUGAAUCAUCUUUGUGUAAAUUACAAUAAACUUUGUAAAAUGUCUCCUCGUAGUGUGAGACUUCUUCAUCCUGAAAAUCAGGAAUAUUUGAACGAACAUCGUUGGCCUCCAGUUUGGUACUUGAAAGAUUAUGACUACUAUCAAAAGUGUUUAGCCGAGCAAGAUAAAGAAAGUAAGCCAAAUUUAAAAAGAAAUCGCAAUCAAUCGGGUUGCCUUUGUUUUUCAUCAUCUAAUAAAAAUAGACGAGAGGAAAGUACACCAAAUCGUCCAUUAUUUGAAGCGUCAAUCGAAUCAAUUUGACGAGAGCCAAGCGGCAUUAGCCGCUCAUUCAGACUCACAUUUAUUGUGCUCAUCAUAUUUGUCUGCACUAUUUUUACCAUUUUGAUACUGCUACAGAUUUAUACUUAAGAUCGACUAUAAUUAUAUAAGAUAAUAAUGAGGACUGCAUUCGAUAUAACAUUAUCUAUAUAUAUAUAUACCAGUUCCCAUUUAUCAUAUCUCUAUAUCGUUAUAUAUAUAUAAAAAAAAACUCCAUCGACUUUCAGUCAAAGUGAUAGAAUAUUUAUAAUUACAAUAUAUAUAAUAUAUAUAUAUAUAUAUUAUAAUCGCAUGAGAAUUAAAGAUUUUACUUCGAUGAUUCGAAGAAUCGUUUCGAAACGAUUUUUCAGAGUGAGAAAACAUACUUUAUUAUAUAUAUUAUAAAUGAUAAAACAAAAUAAUUUUUUUAAUGAUUUUAAAAUUGAAAAUAAAUUAAAUUUUAUCUUUUGUCCAUCAAAUAUAAUUUAUUUUUUUAUCUUAUAUAUUUACUCACAACAAAAUAAAAUAUUUGUUUUAAUGAAUUUUUUUUAUUCUUAAAAAAAAUUACUCAGACGAAAAAAAAAAUUUAUUGUCAUUCAAAUA
Messenger RNA from Leptopilina boulardi, 3229 nucleotides. It is a transcript of the gene RhoBTB, whose product is annotated as rho-related BTB domain-containing protein 1. The record is from RefSeq and is a predicted model, not a curated record. Gene Ontology annotation, biological process: small GTPase-mediated signal transduction. Gene Ontology annotation, molecular function: GTPase activity; protein binding; GTP binding. NCBI's taxonomy places the organism in Eukaryota, Metazoa, Arthropoda, Insecta, Hymenoptera, Figitidae. The transcript is spliced from 16 exons. The coding region runs from base 467 to 2629 and encodes 720 amino acids.